Molecule: messenger RNA, 678 nt
Organism: Angiostrongylus costaricensis
Lineage: Eukaryota; Metazoa; Nematoda; Chromadorea; Rhabditida; Metastrongylidae
Source: the annotation of a GenBank genome assembly
AUGCAAAGUCCUUUUUCGAAUUUCCAUCCAUGCGUUUUCGAGCAGACGGCUAUGGAUGGAUCCAGAAAACAGUUUUCGUGUGUCGAACAAUUCUAUAUGUACAGUAAGGCACUAUCGGCUAAUGAUAACAGAGCUGCGGAGCGCAUAAUGUCCGAACGCGAUCCAAAACAAAUGAAACGAAUUGGAAUGGAGAUCAUGGGAUUCAAUCGUGAUCUAUGGGAUUCCAUUAAUUCGGAUGUUAUGACGUCCGCGCUUGAAGCGAAAUUCGUACAAAAUGCCCAGCUACGUCAUUUGCUCUUUCAAACCCACGGUUCGCGGCUCGUUGAAUGCUCGCCGUAUGACCUAAUUUGGGGCAUAGGUCUUCCCAUCAAUAGCCCCGAUGCUGUAAACCCUUCACGAUGGCGUGGAAAGAAUCGCCUAGAAUCUCUCAUGGAUGCCGUACGUGAGAAGCUCUGGGCAAUGGAUGAAUACAGACCUCGGAUUAACUAUGAAGGAACUAACUAUGCAGAUGGUGAGUCGUACAGUUAUCAUGAAAAGAAUCGCCAACGUAACGGCGGAGAUGCUUCUCGUGCAAGGCGGAGCGCUCAGGCUGAGGAGGAUUUGAUUGAAGCUGUUUGUAUGGAAAAGUGGAGGCGGAGUGGUCACGAAAACACAAAAGUGAGAAUCGAGAACUGCUAA